CAGCCGUCGUCUUUUCCGGUGUCCACUCAAGUACUGGAUACUACUGACAGUGGAGGAAGUAGAACCUGAGUAGAACUGAGGGUGACCAGAGCUGCGGUUGGAUAUUACAAGCCGGUGCCAUUAGCACACUCCAGGCACAUACUUAUGCACUUACUGAACGCCGCCAUGGACUGCAUCCGGCGCACUUAUAUUGGGCGACUUGCUCUCAUCCUAUUACUCUUCCCGCGAUCAAUAUGGCUGAAGAUGCUCCUAUCGUUCCAGCGAUGAAGAGGACUGACAGCACGUUCGAGGAAAUACCCAUCAUCGAUCUUCAGAACAUACAAAACACAGAUCCCGCCGUCCGACGCGCUCUGGCUGACGAAGUCCGAGACGCUUGCAUCAAUGUCGGGUUCUUCUACGUGAAGAACCACACCAUUCCCCAAUCCACGAUUCACGACGCCGUGUCCGCCGGCAAGCGCUUCUUCUCCCUCCCGCUCGACACCAAGGCAACGCUGGACAUCCACAAAACCGGGAACUUCAAGGGCUACACCGCGCUGCUCGGCGAGAACACGAACCCCGAAAACCGCGGAGAUUUGCACGAAGGCUUCGACCUCGGCUGGGAGGAGUUCUCCGGCGAGGGUCGUACGGCAGAGGAAGACGGGGUCAUGGGCGGCGGGAACGUCUGGCCGAAGGGUCUACCUGGAUUCAGAGAGGCUUCUCUCGAGUAUUACCACGCUGCUGUGAACUUGGGCAAGAUGCUCUUCCCCCUGUUCGCCCUUGCGCUGAACCUUCCGGAGACUUUCUUCGACGACAAGACAACAAAACCCGCAGCGAUCAUGCGCCUGCUCUACUAUCCGCCACAGACCGGUGCAGUGGAUGCCCGUGUAGAGGGUAUCGGGGCGCAUACCGAUUAUGAGUGCUUCACGAUCCUCUGGCAAGAUAAAGUUCAGGCCCUGCAAGUGCUCAAUGCUGCGGGAAGGUGGAUUGAUGCUGUCCCAAUUCCUGGGACGCUCGUUAUCAACAUUGGGGACCAGUUCGCUCGUUGGUCCAACGACGUAUUCAAGUCGACCGUCCACCGUGCUGUCAACCGGUCCGGCGUCGAGCGAUACUCCAUCCCGCUCUUCUUCGGCAGCGACUACAAUGUUAGACUCGAGCCGUUCCCGGGAUGUGUUACGGAAGACAACCCAGCGAAGUACGAGGUAGUCACGGCGGGCGAUUAUGUGAAGUCGAGGUUAGAGGCGACGUACAAAAACCACUAGACAUUGAAGGGGAGUCAUGUCGGAAUUUGUACGUACAUGGGGGUUCACCGUUCGCAGUCAUUUUCGAGCCGCAUCCGCCCAUCGACACAAAGUCUAAGUGCAAGUGUAAUCACCAGUGCACUGGCCCGAAAUAGUACUGAACCCGCGAAACUCGAUCGGAGUCAGAGAUACUUACUACACAGCUACCUCAGAUCGUGUCCGUCGAAGGGAAAUACUCGCGUCUACUCAUAACAUGCGAGGUCCAUGUAUUUAUGCACCUACGUCUCAUUUGAUGACAUCGCCCAGAGCAGGUGUUGCC
Molecule: messenger RNA, 1536 nt
Organism: Fomitopsis serialis
Lineage: Eukaryota; Fungi; Basidiomycota; Agaricomycetes; Polyporales; Fomitopsidaceae
Product: Clavaminate synthase-like protein
Exons: 12
Coding region: 234-1238 (334 amino acids)
Molecular function (GO): dioxygenase activity
Source: RefSeq, a predicted model, not a curated record